UUUGAUUGAUUGUUCUCUAGUCCAAUCCUUAACGUCCUAAGUGCGACGUAAUGUGUUUUUUUGCCUGAUUUUCCCGAGCAGGAGGCGGGAUUCGGUUGGGGGUAAGAAUGUUUACUGUCUAGUUUCUGACAAAAAGGUUAAUCCAAGGAAUAAACGAGACCGGCAAGCAUUAUCCCUCCUCUUCCUCCUUGCCUAGCAGAAUGAAAAGUUAAAGGACCUCCCCUCCCACCCCAGCUUCACUGUUGAGCCAUUAUUGCAGCUAUCUUUCUCCCAAACCCGCACGUAUCCAGGCACUAUACCAUACCCUGCAGAGAGGUGGCAGGCCAAGGAUAUUAAACGUCAUGUAUCAGAUGGUGCAGGGGAAUGUCGCCGCCAGCCCUGUCAACCCCAAGCUCAAGCAGACCAAGCAAAUGCGCCCACUAGUGGGGGCGAGCGUCCUCGGAAUGCUGCUGGUGCUCGCUGCGGUCGUGGCCUGGAGCUACUACACUGCCUCGCUGCGCAAGGCGGACCUGCUCAAGACUGAGCUGCUGGAUCUCAACCGCGAUGGCUUCGUCAUCUGGAACCGCCCGGGCGGGAAGAUUGUCUUCCGCAUGGACUUCAGGUCAGGGGCCCUGGACCUGGACUCGUGUUCGAAGGAUGGUAAGAUCCUGAGCUGCACCCAGUCUGAUGCUGGGAAGCUGAACUUUUUCAUCCAGACGGUGAAGCCCAAAGAGACUGUGAUGUGCUACCGCGUGCGCUGGGAGGAGUUUUCAGAGCGUGAGGUGGAGCACGCCAUGUCCUAUAAGGGGGCGCACUGGUACGGGGGUGCUGAAACCAGCACCCAGCACUGGCCCAUCUUGAUCUCCGGGUUGCAGCCUCCCAAACCGUUUUUGACGAGCGACAUCUACUCUAACCGUGAUGCCUUUGGGGGAAUCCUGGAGAGGUACUGGCUCUCCUCCAGCGCGACCGCCAUCAAGAUAAACGACUCUGUGCCCUUCCACCUGGGCUGGAACGCUACAGAGGAGACCCUCUACUUCCAAGCCAGAUACCAGAACACCCCCUACAAGCCUGCCCCUGGGCAGGAGCCUUUCCCAGAGCUGAGUUACCGUGUCUGCGUCGGGUCUGAUGUGACCUCCAUCCACAAGUACAUGGUUAGGAGGUACUUCAACAAGCCCACCAAGGUGCCCUCGGAAAACAUUUUCAAAUACCCCAUCUGGUCCACCUGGGCCAUCUACAAGUCUGGGAUCGACAGGGAGAAGCUCCUGAGAUACGCGGAGAACAUCAAGAAGAACAACUUCAACUGCAGCCACCUGGAGCUUGACAACCGGUACACCACCUACUACGGUGACUUCGAGUUCGACCCUGUCAAGUUCCCCAAUGCCACGGAGAUGUUCCAGAAGCUCAGGGACGACGGCUUCCACGUGUCCCUCUGGACGCACCCGUUCAUCAAUUACAACUCCUCCAACUUCGGCGUGGGCAUCGAGAGGGGCCUUUUCGUCAGGGAGCCCACGGGCCAGCUGCCCGCCAUGGUGCGCUGGUGGAACGGCAUUGGGGCCAUCCUGGAUUUCACCAACCCGGCGGCACGGGACUGGUACCUGUCCAAUUUGAAAGACCUCAAGUCCAAGUACGGGGUAGCUUCCUUCAAGUUCGAUGCCGGCGAAACCAGUUACCUCCCUGAGCAGUUCAGCACUUUCACCCCACUGCCCGACCCCAGCUACUUCACGCGGCGCUACACAGAGAUGGCCAUGCCUUUUUACGAACGCGCUGAGCUGCGAGUGGGUUACCAGUCGCAGAACAUCUCCUGCUUGUUCCGCAUCAUUGACCGGGACUCCGUCUGGGGCUUCGAGCUGGGCCUCAAGUCCCUCAUCCCUACAGUGCUCACCAUAAGCAUCCUGGGGUACCAGUUCAUCCUGCCGGACAUGAUCGGAGGCAACGUCUACCCCAACCGCACCGACGGCUCAGGGGAGCUGCCGGACCGGGAGCUCUACAUCCGCUGGCUGGAGCUGUCUGCAUUCAUGCCCUCCAUGCAGUUCUCCAUCCCACCCUGGCACUACGACAAGGAGGUCAUCGAGAUCGCGCAGAGGUUCACAGCCCUCCACGAGACCCUGGUGGCCCCCCUGGUUCUGGAGCUGGCGGGGGAGGUGUUGGAUACCGGGGACCCCAUCAUCCGGCCCCUCUGGUGGAUCGCCCCCAAUGAUGAGAAUGCCCACAUAGUCGACUCGCAGUUCCUCAUCGGGGACACCCUCAUGGUGGCUCCCGUGCUGGAGCCUGGCAAGCAAGAGAGGGACAUAUACCUCCCCAAAGGCAAGUGGCGGAGUUACAAAGGGGAGCAUUUUGAUAAAACGCCCCAGCUGCUCACUGAUUACCCCAUCGAUCUGGAUGAGAUAGCUUAUUUCACCUGGGUGUCUUAGGGCUUUUUGCCGCCGGUUUUAUUGGAGUCAAAAAGUACUGAAAAAUGACAUACACACACCGAGCGAAGGUCAUUCUGUUGACCAGUCAUUCUGUUUACCGGCAGCCCUACUCUGUCCCCCCAUGUGUCUUCAUUAACAAUCCAGUUGAAGUUCCUUAUUUUUGUUAGGGUGAAAUAUCUUUAGCCCUGAAGUUCAGUCUAUAACCCAUAGUAUGUGUGUGUGUUUGUUUUGCUUUACCUUUUUCUUAAAUGCUUUUUAUACAGCAAUCGAUGAGAACAAUUUGGAGUCCAGACUGAAUGCAUUAUGAUGCUGAACUUUUCAUAAUUUGCAGUGGUUACAGCUCAGUCAUGCUUACUGAAAUAGUAUGUUAUCAUCUUUCUAUCUAUUAUUAUUCUUAUUCAAUCACUUCCUGUCAGCAGUUAAUUAAAACACCCACACACUGUAAUAAAUGAUCAGUUCAUAGCAGGUUCUGCAAGAGAGAGAUUGCUGGCAGCUGACUGUUUUAUUCUCCUCUAAGCAGUUAUAAAAUGAGUACUGUUACAGAUUAUUCCAGACCAGUGUAAUAACAGGGAUGUUAUUUCUUAUACUAAUACCUGGGGGUGUAAUGUCUGUGCACUGGCAUAACAGAUUGUGUGACUCUGUUGAGGUAGAGACUUUAAGCUUAAAGCACUAAAUUACAUAUGGUCCUUGACUGGCCUUGCAGCAGGAGAUGGGUGUUGUGUUUGGACGGGGAAUUUGGUUUUCUCUGUAUCCACUUGUAGUAAAAGGUGUCACGCUACACUAGCUGCCUCACACAGCAGAUCCCUGUUGUGGAAAAGCUCCAGCUAGACCUUGUCUCUCUCCCGAGUUUGUUAAUGUAAAAAUUAACCUUUUAAGUAAGAUUGCAAUUUAAAUAUUCACUAAAUGUGUACAACUCUGAGAGAGGGAAAGUUCAGUUAAAAAUAAAAUAAUAAUUACAAAAGCGUAUGUAAAAUUGAAUUAAUAAAAAAAUCUAAAGCAUGGUUAUACAUUUCAGAUACUAACGUUUCUGCGGAAAUUGCACCUAUAUUUGUCCUUUUUAUACUGUGAAUAAAAGGAACCUUUAUAAGCUGCCUUUAUAACCAUACCGUACAUUACACUACACAGUCACAUAGUGCCCGUCACCUGUAAGCAUAACGAGGUGCCUUAAAAUCACAGUAAUGUUUCUGAAUGCUAAAUUAUGUGGAAGGUUUGUGCAGUGCCAUUGUUUCUCAGGGUUCCUUUGCUGUGUUGUAUGACCCUGGUUGUUUAACUUAUAAUUGCUUCCUUGUGCCUCCUCACUAACCAAGAUUUGUAAUCCUUUAUGGAGAGGAGGAGGCAAGGAUGGAUGUUGGGGGCG
Messenger RNA from Acipenser ruthenus (sterlet), 3747 nucleotides. RefSeq names its product myogenesis-regulating glycosidase-like. The transcript is spliced from 3 exons. NCBI's taxonomy places the organism in Eukaryota, Metazoa, Chordata, Actinopteri, Acipenseriformes, Acipenseridae. The record is from RefSeq and is a predicted model, not a curated record. Bases 342 to 2390 code for a protein of 682 amino acids. Gene Ontology annotation, molecular function: hydrolase activity, hydrolyzing O-glycosyl compounds. Gene Ontology annotation, biological process: carbohydrate metabolic process; skeletal muscle fiber development.